UUCUGAGGUUUCCAACUGUGCUGGUAGGGAAGAACGCCGUGUCAAAAGCAAAGAGCACAGGAGUCACGACUGGAUGGCUCAGAGACAAAGCUACCUCAAGAAGGUACAAUCACGUCAGUGGAACUAAUGUGAAAAUGUCUGAGUCGAUGUCUCCGCAGCCUUUGGCCUGAAAGCUUUCUAAGCUGACCGGCAUAUGGUCACUCACUCAUACAUUUUCUCAACAUCCAUAUUAUGUCUCGACUCAGCACCCAAGAGCAUCUCCUUUAGCAACCUCGGGUCAGUAUCAGAAACGGCCCAUUGGUGCGGCUAAUGCUGCGGGGUUCAACUUCACCGAGGAAUCUGAACGGCUUACGAAGUAGACUGUGAGAUGAUAACGAUUCCUUUUAGACCUUCCAAGAAGGCAUGUCUGGCCUCACCAAAUCCGAACAGACUUGUGCUCGUGAAGGGCACCUCUAAUACACUAUGUCGACCAACCGAGUAGUACUAAUCUCUGCCGCGCCCACGGAGGAUGUCAUUGUGCCAUCAGACGCUCCGCACGAGAACGAAUGGUACAAUGGUCGAGACUUUGACGGCUACCGCAUCACUGAGCAAUUAUUAUACGAAAGACGUAAGAUCAGAGUGAUCUGUGUCGGUGCGGGUGCCACAGGUUUGCAAUUUGCUUACAAAGCCGAGCGUGCUCUCAAGGACGUCGAGCUCCAGAUAUACGAGAAGAACAGCGAGCCUGGUGGAACUUGGCUCGAAAAUAGAUAUCCCGGAUGCAGUUGUGAUAUUCCAAGCCCUUCAUACCAAUUUACCUGGGCUAAGAAUCCAAACUGGUCACGGUACUAUUCAGGGGCCGAAGAGAUCUGGAAGUAUAUGAAAGAUGUUGCAGUCAGGUAUGACCUCGAGAAGUACGUUCGAUUCAAGACGACAGUAGAGUCGGCCACUUGGGACGAAGAUGCAGGUCUAUGGAGACUCAGUAUAGUGGGUGCGGAUGGAUCACACUUCGAAGACAGUUGCAAUAUUCUGGUCAAUGGAUCCGGAGUCCUUAACUCGUGGAAAUGGCCGAAUAUACCUGGCCUGGACUCAUUCAAAGGCAAGUUGAUGCACUCUGCCCAAUGGGAUGGCAGUUAUGACCUGAAGGACAAGAAGGUCGCCGUCAUAGGAGGUGGUUCAUCUGCUGUACAGAUCGUACCUUCAAUUCAACCAACUGUCAAAAAGUUAUAUCCCUUUUUAAGAUCUCCGGUCUGGAUCACGACGGGUUUUGGAGCAAAGUAUGCUGGCCCGGGGGGCACCAAUUUCACAUAUUCCGAAGAGCAGAAACAAGAAUGGAAGGCAAAUCCCGACAAGUAUGCCCAAUACUGCCGUGACAUUGAGGGCGAGCUCAACAAACGCUUCACACUGAUGCAUCUCAAAGCAAAUGAUCAGAAAGCCUCUCGAGAGCUGGUGGCAGACAUCAUGGCCGAGCAGCUUGGGCACGAUGAAAAGUUGACCAAGCAUAUGAUUCCUCCGUUUGCUCUAGGCUGCCGGCGAAUGACUCCCGGGUCAGGAUAUCUACAAUCCUUAAGAGCAGACAAUGUCCAGGUGAUUCCGUCCUCUGCAGUCCGUCUCACCGAGACUGGCAUAGUGGAUGAGUCCGGAGAGGAGCGCGAGGUGGAUGUCGUUAUCUGUGCAACUGGCUUCGACACUUCUUUCACGCCGCAUUUCAAAGUCUAUGGUCGGAACAAUGCUGAGAUUCACGAACAAUUUGGAGACUUCCCAGUUGGGUAUCUCGGCAUCACAGCAGAGAAUUUCCCAAAUCUGUUCCUCUUGAUAGGGCCUAAUGGACCGGCUUCGCACUCGAGUAUAUUACCGAUAUUAGAGUGGUACACCAGGUAUAUCUUCCAAGUUAUUGAGAAGAUUCAGACCGAGCGUAUAAAGGCUAUCGAACCCAAAGGAGAAGCCAUCAAGGAAUUGUACAAUCACACGCAUGAAUUGAUGAAGCGAUUGGUGUGGUCAUCAGCUUGUCGAAGCUGGUUCAAGAACGGAAAAACUCAUGGUCCAGUAACGGCAAUCUAUCCCGGGAGUCGCUUGCAUUUCUUCGAGAUCCUAAAGAAUGUUCGGUGGGAGGACUACAACAUUACCUAUAUGUCUGGCAAUCGAUAUGCAUUCAUGGGCAAUGGAUAUACGCAGACUGAAGUUGAUCCAGACGGGGAUCCGGUGUGGUAUUUCGAUGAUGACUUUGUACAGAUAUAAUACUCAUAUAGCAGAGAUUAGUAGAGCAGAAAUCAGUACAUAAAGCAUAUGCC
Exophiala oligosperma is the source of this 2267-nucleotide messenger RNA. RefSeq lists its product as uncharacterized. NCBI's taxonomy places the organism in Eukaryota, Fungi, Ascomycota, Eurotiomycetes, Chaetothyriales, Herpotrichiellaceae. The coding region runs from base 463 to 2214 and encodes 583 amino acids. The transcript is spliced from 4 exons. Gene Ontology annotation, molecular function: flavin adenine dinucleotide binding; NADP binding; N,N-dimethylaniline monooxygenase activity. The record is from RefSeq and is a predicted model, not a curated record.